GGCCCAAUCUAUGCCGUGUAGUUCUCUCUGCCGACUUCAUUCCUCAACAGGGUCGUUUGCGCUCCCCGUUGCCGAUGCUCAGCAGUUCGGAAGCAGGAAGUGAUCAGAUACGACGUGGGCACGCCUAAGGUUUCUGCAAUCUCCCUGAAAAGCUACAAGUCUCCAAAGGCGGCUACCGCCAUUGUCUCCGAGCAGUUGGUUUCCUUGCUGCGAAGUUCCUGUCUUCCCGAUACCACCUGAGCUCCAUUCGUUAAAGAGAAGGGACUCGAGUGGGUGACUGUCGGUGUCGUUCACCCCGCGACAGUAGAAUGGAUGAACCGCCCAGUAUUUCUUCGCCCUACCGGCGUCAGCGUGAUUUGGAGGUUGGAGGUGGACGCUCCGGCGUUUUCGCUGAGGAUGAGUCCUCUGAUGGUGCUUUCGACAUCACCAGCACUAAACACGUCUCCGUCGAUCGUCUCAGGCGAUGGAGGCAAGCUGCACUCGUGUUGAACGCCUCUCGACGAUUUAGAUACACCCUUGACUUGAAGAAGGAAGAACAGGUGAAGAUAACGUUGCAGAAAAUUAGAGCUCACGCUCAGGCCAUACGCGCUGCACAGCUUUUUCAAGAACAAUGUCGACAACCUAAUGGAAUCUCAGAAAGGCCCAUCCCAAAAGGUGAUUUUGGGAUCAGUCAAGAGCAACUUGCUUUGAUGACCAGAGACAAUAAUGUUUCUACUCUGGGGGACUAUGGAGGGGUUAAAGGACUAGCCGAGUUGUUGAAGACAAAUUUGGAUAAGGGUAUUCAUGGAGAUGAUGCUGAUUUAUUGGCUCGAAAGAACACAUAUGGAUCAAAUACAUACCCUCGGAAGAAAGGAAGGAGUUUUUGGAUGUUCCUUUGGGAAGCCUGGCAAGAUCUUACUUUGAUCAUACUGAUAAUAGCAGCAGUCGCUUCUUUGGUACUCGGAAUAAAGACGGAGGGCAUUAAGGAAGGAUGGUAUGAUGGUGGGAGCAUUGCUUUUGCUGUUAUUCUCGUCAUUGUUGUCACAGCAAUAAGUGAUUACAGACAGUCUCUGCAGUUUCAAAACUUAAAUGAGGAGAAAAGAAAUAUACACUUGGAGGUUGUCAGAGGCGGCAGAAGAGUGGAAGUUUCAAUAUAUGAUAUUGUUGUCGGUGAUGUUAUUCCCCUUAAUAUUGGUGAUCAGGUUCCUGCAGAUGGAGUCUUGAUUUCUGGUCACUCCCUGGCGAUUGAUGAAUCUAGCAUGACUGGAGAGAGCAAAAUUGUUCACAAGGAUGGAAGAGAUCCCUUUCUAAUGUCUGGUUGCAAAGUUGCCGAUGGCCACGGCAGUAUGCUUGUGACGAGUGUGGGGAUUAAUACUGAGUGGGGUUUGCUCAUGGCUAGUAUUUCGGAAGAUACUGGGGAAGAGACACCCCUGCAGGUUCGGUUGAAUGGGGUUGCUACUUUCAUUGGUAUUGUUGGACUGUCUGUAGCUGUUGUUGUUUUGGUUGUUCUUUUGGCAAGAUAUUUUACUGGCCAUACAAAAAAUCCAGAUGGGACUGUUCAGUUUAAGGCUGGGAAAACCAGUGUUAGCGAUGCUGUAGAUGGAGCAAUCAAAAUAAUCACUGUUGCAGUUACCAUUGUGGUAGUUGCAGUACCUGAAGGGCUCCCUUUAGCUGUUACACUGACGCUUGCUUACUCAAUGAGAAAAAUGAUGGCGGACAAAGCUUUGGUUCGAAGGCUUUCUGCAUGCGAGACUAUGGGCUCUGCCACAACUAUCUGCAGUGAUAAAACUGGAACCUUGACUUUAAAUGAGAUGACUGUGGUCGAGGCCUAUGCUUGUGGAAGAAAAGUUGAUCCUCCAGACAGCAACUCACAGUUAUCGACUUCUCUGAUCUCUCUAUUGAUUGAAGGCAUUGCUCAGAAUUCAAAUGGCAGUGUUUAUGUGCCUGAGACUGGGGGAGAUGUAGAGCUGUCCGGUUCACCAACUGAAAAGGCCAUUUUACAGUGGGGGAUCAAGCUGGGGAUGGAUUUUGAAGCUAUUAGGUCAAGAUCCUCUAUAAUUCAUGUUUUCCCUUUCAAUUCUGAGAAAAAACGAGGUGGAGUUGCUGUAAAGCUGCCCGACUCAGAAGUUCGCAUACACUGGAAAGGAGCUGCUGAAUUAGUUUUGGCUUCUUGUACUAAGUACAUGGAUGCAAAUGAUCAAGUGGUAGCAAUGGAUGAAGAUAAGAAGAUGUACUUUAGACAGGCUAUUGAAGAUAUGGCUGCGGGCAGUCUACGCUGUGUUACCAUUGCAUAUAGACCCUAUGACAUAAAAGAAGUUCCUCUAGAUGAAGAACAGUUAAGCAAAUGGGCAUUACCUGAGGAUGAGCUUAUUUUACUGGCUAUUGUAGGCAUAAAGGAUCCUUGUCGUCCUGGAGUGAAAGAUGCAGUGAAACUCUGCCAAAAUGCUGGAGUUAAGGUACGAAUGGUUACUGGUGAUAAUCUUCAAACUGCCAAAGCAAUUGCUUUGGAAUGCGGGAUACUAGAUCCAGAAGCAGAUGCUACUGCGCCAAACCUUAUUGAAGGAAAAGCUUUUCGUUCCUUAACUGAUACGGAAAGAGAAAAAGCUGCUGAGAAUAUAUCAGUUAUGGGAAGAUCAUCUCCUAAUGACAAGCUUCUGCUUGUUCAAGCGUUGAGAAGGCGAGGACACGUUGUAGCUGUGACUGGGGAUGGCACUAAUGAUGCUCCUGCUCUACACGAGGCAGAUAUUGGCCUUGCGAUGGGUAUUCAAGGGACAGAAGUUGCAAAAGAGAGUUCGGACAUUAUAAUUUUGGAUGAUAAUUUUGCUUCUGUUGUUAAGGUCGUCAGGUGGGGAAGAUCUGUGUAUGCAAAUAUUCAAAAAUUUAUCCAGUUUCAGCUUACAGUUAACGUUGCAGCUCUUGUCAUAAACGUUGUUGCUGCUGUUUCCACAGGUGAUGUUCCACUGAAUGCAGUACAGCUUCUCUGGGUUAAUCUUAUCAUGGACACCCUUGGAGCAUUAGCACUGGCUACGGAGCCUCCAACUGACCACCUUAUGCAUAGGCCUCCAGUCGGUAGGAGAGAGCCUCUUAUUACAAAUAUCAUGUGGAGGAAUUUAUUGAUACAGGCUGCCUAUCAAGUGAGUGUCCUGCUUGUCCUCAAUUUCCGAGGUAAAAGCUUACUGAAUUUGGAGCAUGAUACCAGCAAUCAUGCUAACAAAGUGAAGAAUACACUGAUCUUCAACGCGUUCGUCCUUUGCCAAAUAUUCAAUGAAUUUAAUGCCCGGAAACCAGAUGAGUUCAAUGUUUUCAAGGGAAUAACGAAGAAUCGUCUCUUCAUGGGAAUAGUAGGUCUGACUCUUGUACUUCAGGUCAUUAUCAUAGAGUUUCUCGGGAAGUUUACUUCAACAGUGAGACUUAAUUGGAAGCAGUGGAUCAUAUCUAUUGUUAUUGCUUUUAUCAGUUGGCCUCUGGCUGUUGUUGGAAAGCUAAUACCCGUCCCCGAAACUUUGAUUCAUGUGUAUUUUGCAAGAAUAUGCUGUCGACGAGGUAGAAGGACUAACUGGAAUUUAGAUCACCUUGAGAGAAUCUUUCAGAAAAUAGUCAAAUAUCACAAGGCAUUUCCUGGGUCCCAGGGGCAGUACAAGAUUUGUGUCCAUCCAUGGUCCGUACCUAUAAAAACAGUAAACCUCAACUAGAGAAGAGAAGUAAGAUUAACUGCUUUAUCCAUACCGAAAAUCUGAUGACUGAAUUAUCACCUGUUUAUCAUGAAAUUGGGAUAAAUGAAAGCAUAAAGAGCUUUCGCUCCAAGUCGGUCAAAAUCAUCGGCACUGCCGGCUGAUCCACCUUCACAUAUUUGUAGACUUACUUUUUCAUGUAUCUAGGACGAAGCAAUGACUAAAAUGAAAACCAUAAACAGUUGCAGAUAUUAAGUAACAACCAUACAAUAAGUUUUACUCUGUAAAAAGUAUUGAGGAUGAUUCCAGGGAAAUGCAGGAACAACGCUUACAUA
Rhodamnia argentea is the source of this 3985-nucleotide messenger RNA. RefSeq names its product calcium-transporting ATPase 10, plasma membrane-type-like. Lineage: Eukaryota; Viridiplantae; Streptophyta; Magnoliopsida; Myrtales; Myrtaceae. Gene Ontology annotation, biological process: calcium ion transmembrane transport. The record is from RefSeq and is a predicted model, not a curated record. Bases 309 to 3671 code for a protein of 1120 amino acids. The transcript has 36 exons. Gene Ontology annotation, cellular component: intracellular membrane-bounded organelle; membrane. Gene Ontology annotation, molecular function: ATP hydrolysis activity; ATP binding; P-type calcium transporter activity.